Culex pipiens pallens (northern house mosquito) is the source of this 1215-nucleotide messenger RNA. RefSeq lists its product as uncharacterized. The transcript has 3 exons. The coding region runs from base 907 to 1215 and encodes 102 amino acids. Lineage: Eukaryota; Metazoa; Arthropoda; Insecta; Diptera; Culicidae. The record is from RefSeq and is a predicted model, not a curated record.
GUUGAAUUUUUGAUUGUGCUGCUGUUUUCCCUUCCAGCAGCAGCAUUUUUUGCCGUCCUCAGCAUAAAAUCGUCGCUCUAGAAUUUCAUUCCGCGACAUUCGUUUUCUCGCGAGGAAAUUAUGUCCAGCAACGAACACACCCCGAAGGAAUCGUUGGUUGGCAUGACUGCUUUUGUCGGUGGAGUUCCAUCAGUGGUAAGAUUGUUCCGGUUUCACCGGACUCCGGAUUGGUUGGUAAGAUUAGAUUAGGGGGAUCCAUUUCCGGGUAAGAUUUUUUGAAUCCUGACGUGUAAAAUGAAGAGUCAGUAUAACGUAUAGCUCUCUUGGGAUCGACACCAACGACCGAUAGGAGGGUGGGCACAUUCCGUUGAGAUAUCCUUCUGACGAACUCUGUCCCCUGCUAGUCGAACGGCGGCGCAGGUUCAACAUCAACGACAAGAUCAAGGAGCUGGGCACGCUGCUGCCCCGGAACAUGGAGGGCUCGAGCAGCGACAUCAGCGGCAAGGAUGGCCGCGUCAACAAGGGCACGAUCCUCAAGGGGACGGUGGACUACGUGAAGGAGCUCAAACAGGAGCUGAGUGCGCUGAAGCACAACGGAGAGUUGCUGGUCGCGAUCAAGAACGAGAACAUCAUCCUGCAGCACAAGUUGAGGGUAAUUUGGACGGGUUAUUUUAAUUGAUUUUGGUAUACGAAAGUCCUCAGAUGAUAUACCAUCAUAGAUAUUGCCUAAAGAUUCCUUUCAGCCUUUAAUUAAGUAGGAUUCUGAGUUGAAGACGCGAGUUUUAGACGCAUCCCUUCUUCGUAUUGCUCGAAGGAUUGAUUUGCAAAAACUUACGCGACAACCUUUGGCCUGAAUCCUACAACAUUCUUUCAGUUUACCAACGUGUAAGUAUCCCUUUAUUGCCUAUGUUCCGCAAUUACCUCGUUUACUUUUAUUUUAUGUUUGUUGUUUACACAGACUCGGUCACUUUGGGAGGAAUUCUGGCCGUGGAAAGUUCCCCUUUUCAGCCAAAGACCGACCAACAGCAGCAGGCAGCCCCCACCAAGCAGGGCAUCGUGCGGGUUAAGUUCUACCUGUACGUUGAGAUGAGCGAGAACAACCUGCAGCUCGAGAACCACCUCAAACGGCUGCAGAACCUGCGCAAGGAGCUGACCCACAUCAAGGACACCGACUGGCAGUACGACUCGAUCGACAAGUUCUUCGGCCAAAACUAG